Phanerochaete carnosa HHB-10118-sp is the source of this 1126-nucleotide messenger RNA. Its product is annotated as glycoside hydrolase family 16 protein. The record is from RefSeq and is a predicted model, not a curated record. The coding region runs from base 1 to 1098 and encodes 365 amino acids. NCBI's taxonomy places the organism in Eukaryota, Fungi, Basidiomycota, Agaricomycetes, Polyporales, Phanerochaetaceae. The transcript has 7 exons. Gene Ontology annotation, molecular function: hydrolase activity, hydrolyzing O-glycosyl compounds. Gene Ontology annotation, biological process: glucan catabolic process.
AUGCACGCGACAAGCUUUGCUAUCCUCGCCUCAUGCGUCUCUCAAGCUCUCGCAGCCACUUAUGCCCUCAGUGACUGCUACGUCGGCGCUGCCUUCCUCGCAGCGUGGCAGCACCAAGCCAUCCCCGACCCCACUAACGGCAGAGUGAACUACGUUGACCAAGCGACUGCUCUCGCCAAGAACUUGACAUUCGUGUCGGACGACUCCCUCAUCCUGAGAGCGGACGACACCACUGUGCUCGAUCCGAAUGGUCCUGGUCGAGACAGCGUGCGGAUUCAAAGCGUGAAGGCUUACACGACGCAUGUUGUCAUCAUUGACGUCCGCCACAUGCCACAAGGCUGUUCGACGUGGCCCGCUUUUUGGGAAAGUGACGUGCCCAAUUGGCCAAAUGGUGGCGAAGUUGACAUCGUAAGUCUCCAUUUUGUUCGCGAUGUUUUGACGAUACGGGAAUUGAACAUCGCCGCAACCUUUUCUCGCAUAUCCGCCUUGUCGAUCGAAGGUGUUAACGAUGUGACUCCGAACUCGAUGACCCUGCAUACAGGCUCGAACUGCUCCAUGCCUGCCAACCGCACCGAGACCGGUACCCCGACGGCCCUCGACUGCGAUGUCAACACUGACAACAACAGUGGCUGUGGCGCCCAUGCACCGACUGCAGAUAGCUACGGUCCUCCCCUGAAUGCCAUCGGCGGUGGGUGGUACGCCAUGGAGCGCACGAACGACUUCAUCAGUGUGUGGUUCUUCCCACGGAACAGGGCCACACCAUUCGACGUCUCGAGCGGUGCGCUCCUUGUUGACACCGAUCACUGGGGCACUCCCACUGCGUUCUUCCCCAACACCGACUGCGACAUCGAUUCACAAUUCGACGCCAAUAAUAUCAUCAUUAACCUGACUUUCUGUGGCGAUUGGGCAGGAAUCGCCUCGGUCUAUUCGGGUGCGGGCUGCCCGGGAGACUGUGUUGACUUCGUUAACAACAACCCUGCCUCAUUCGCGGAUGCGUACUGGGACAUCGCAGCCGUGCGUGUAUAUGAGAGUGGUGGCAGCCUACUUCGCCACCGUGGCAUGACCGACCGACUCCACCGCCGAUCUAAGUUUUAUUGAUUUUUAUUAUCUCGUAGCAUAUAGUAGC